AUGUUGUAUACGUUCUUUCUUUUCCUUUUUAAUUCCUUUUCUUUUUUUCUGUCUUUCUUUUUCUUUCUUACUUUAUCUUUCUUUCGUUUCUUGUUGUCUAAAUUCCUUCUUUCUUUCGUUCUUUCUUUUUUGAUUUUCUUUCAUUCUUUCCCUGCCAACAUUUAUUUGUAUUCAUUCUCCUUCCUUCCUUCCUUCCUUCCUUCCUUCCUUCCUUCCUUUAUCUAUCACUUCCCCCUUUUCUCCUCUUACUUCACGAUCAUUCUUCUUAUUUCAAAUCCUUCCUUUCUUCCACUGUUUUUCCUUUCUAUUAUCUAUACUUCUCCCCCUUUUCUCCUCUUCCUUCACACGCGAUCUUCUUCUCUAUUUUGUAUCCUUUCUAGCCUUCCUUCCUUCCUUCCUUCCUCACUCCUUUCCUUCCCUCCUCCCUUCCUCCCUCUCACCCUUCCUUCCUUCCUUCCUUCCUUCCUUUAUCUAUCACUUCCCCCUUUUUUCUCCUCUUCCUUCACACGCGAUCUUCUUCUCUAUUUUGUAUCCUUCCUUCCUUCCUUCCUUCCUUCCUUCCUUCCUUCCUUCCUUCCUCCUUUCCUUCCUUCCCCUUCCUCCCUUCCUCCUCUUUCAAUUCCCUUCCUUCCUUCCUUCCUUCUUCCUUCCUUUAUCUAUCCUCCUCCCCUUUUCUCCUCUUCCUUCACACGCGAUCUUCUUCUCUAUUUUGUAUCCUUUCUAGCUUUCCUUCCUUCCUUCCUCACUCCUUUCCUUCCCUCCUCCCUUCCUCCCUCUCACCCUUCCUUCCUUCCUUCCUUCCUUUAUCUAUCACUUCCCCCUUUUCUUCUCUUCCUUCACACGCGAUCUUCUUCUCUAUUUUGUAUCCUUUCUAGCCUUCCUUCCUUCCUUCCUUCCUUCCUUCCUUCCUUCCUUCCUCACUCCUUUCCUUCCCUCCUCCCUUCCUCCCUCUCACCCUUCCUUCCUUCCUUCCUUCCUUCCUUUAUCUAUACUCCUCCCCCUUUUCUCCUCUUCCUUCACACGCGAUCUUCUUCUCUAUUUUGUAUCCUUUCUAGCCUUCCUUCCUUCCUUUUUGUUUUCCAAUUAAUUAAUUUCUUCUUCUCUUUUAUGUUACGUUUAUUUUUUCUUAACUUCAUUUUCUACCUCACUUUUCGUAUUUCUACCUUCUCCCCUACUGACUGUCUAUCUGUUUCUCUCUCUCUCUCUCUCUCUCUCUCUCUCUCUCCCUCUCUUACGCUGACUUUUGUCAUUAGGCCCUUUCUCCGCUGCUGCCCAUUCUUUAUCUCAUUCUGCCCUGUUCUUUACUGCAUUUGUUGUUUUACGUUCAAUAUUUCAUUUUCUUUUUUGCUUCUUUCAAUUCCUUCAUUUCUAUCCCUUUUUUUUUUAAUUCUUUUCAUUACAAACGUAUUGGAAUUUUUCAUCGACAUUCAUUUUCUUGCCAACCCCAUAUCACCCGAUGACCUGCGUCACUCCAUAGCUCCAUCGCAUCAUUUUUUAUUGAUACGUCUCCACUAUCACCGACCGAACAUGAAUCUUUCUUUUUUCUUUCUGUUUAGUUCAAACUUCCCCAAUUCCCCGGAUAUUUGUGAUUAUCUCAGGUCUUUUCUUUCACAGCUUUCUUACCACUCACAUAUCUAUCUAUCUAUCUAUCUAUCUAUCUAUCUAUCUAUCUAUCUAUCUAUCUAUCUAUCUCAUUCUGUUCAUAUCUAUCUAUCUAUCUAUCUAUCUAUCUAUCUAUCUAUCUGUUGUGUUUGUUCAUUAUCUAUCUAUCUAUCUAUCUAUCUAUCUAUCACAGUUUGUUCAUUAUCCAUCUAUCUAUUGCGGUUUGUUAAUUAUCUAUCUAUCUAUCUAUCUAUCUAUCUAUCUCAUUCUGUUCAUUAUCUAUCUAUCUAUCUAUCUAUCUAUCUAUCUAUCUAUCUAUCUAUCUAUCUAAUUCAAUUUAUUCAUUAUUUAUCUACUUUUUCAUUAUCUAUAUAUCUAUCUAUCUAUCUAUCUAUCUAUCUAUCUAUUUCAUUUGUUUUAUUAUCUAUCUAUCUAUCUAUCUAUAUAUCUAUCUAUAAAUCUCAUACUACUGUUCCUUAUCUAUCUAUCUAUCUAAUCUAUCUAUCUAUCUAUAACAUGAGAGGCAUUAUCUAUCUAUCUAUCUAUCUAUAA
Molecule: messenger RNA, 2154 nt
Organism: Acanthosepion pharaonis
Lineage: Eukaryota; Metazoa; Mollusca; Cephalopoda; Sepiida; Sepiidae
Source: the annotation of a GenBank genome assembly